CUCUGCACCAUGGAAAACACCCCGCUAGCUGUUAGCCAGGCCCCCUUAGCCGGUGAGGACCGCAAUAGUAUAGCUGCUAGUGUAGCUUCUGCUAGUGUAGCUUCUGCUAGCCGUCCCCUAGCAGCACCCGAGCAGCCGGGAAGUCAGGGUAGCUGGGUGACAGUUUGUAGGAAACGUAGUCCUAAGCUCAAGCCUGCUGUCCCGGCACACCACAAACUGCUUCACGUUUCUAAUCGUUUUUCCCCACUCAACGACACACCCGCUGAGAAACCAACUCUGAUCAUUCGCAGCUCCAUAGUCAGAAACGUGAAGCUAGCGACACCAGCGACCAUAGUAAAAUGCCUCCCAGGGGCCAGAGCGGGCGAUAUAGAAGCAAAUUUGAAACUGCUGACUAAAGAUAAUCAUAAAUACAAUAAGAUUGUUAUUCAUGUCGGCGGUAAUGACACCCGGUUACGCCAAUCGGAGGUCACCAAAGUUAGUGUGGCAUCGGUGUGCAACUUUGCCAAAACCAUGUCGGACUCCGUAGUUUUCUCUGGACCCCUGCCAGAUCUGACCAGCAACGAUAUGUUUAGCCGCAUGUCGUUUCGCUGCUGGGUUUCUACGUGGUGUACUGCAAAUGACGUAGGCUUUAUAGAUUGUCAAGAUUGUCUUAAGGACAUAAAGACCUGGAUGACCUAUAAUUUCUUACUACUAAAUUCAGACAAGACUGAAGUCAUUGUAUUUGGCCCCAAACAUCUUAGAAAACUGAUUUCAAAGCAUAUAGUUACACUGGAUGGCAUUACAUUGGCCUCCAGUACUACUGUGAGGAACCUCGGCGUUAUCUUUGACCAGGACAUGUCCUUUAACUCACACAUAAAAUAAAUCUGUAGGACUUCCUUUUUCCACCUGAGAAAUAUUGUGAAAAUCAGGAACAUCCUGUCUCAGAGUGAUGCAGAAAAACUAGUCCAUGCAUUUGUUACUUCUAGGCUUGACUACUGUAAUUCCUUAUUAUCAGGUUGUCCCAAUAGCUCUCUGAAACAUCUACAGCUGAUCCAAAAUGCUGCAGCCAGAGUACUGACGGGAGUUAGCAAGAGAGAUCAUAUUUCUCCUAUAUUGGUUUCUCUUCAUUGGCUUCCUGUUAAAUCUAGAAUAGAAUUCAAAAUCAUUCUUCUGACAUAUAAAGCUCUUAACAACCAAUCUCCAUCAUAUCUUAAAGACCUGAUAGUACCAUAUUAUCCUAGCAGAACUCUUCGCUCUCAGACUGCAGGCUUACUUGUUGUUCCUAGAAUCUCUAAAAGUAGAAUGGGAGGCAGAGCCUUCAGUUAUCAGGCACCUCUCCUGUGGAACCAGCUCCCAGUUUGGGUUCGGGAGGCGGACACCCUCUCUAUUUUUAAGACCAAGCUUAAAACCUUCUUUUUUGACAAAGCUUAUAGUUAGGGCUGACUGGGGGACCCUGACGGGGUGAGCUGGUGUUUUCAUUUGCACUGAUGCACUGAGCCCUUCUCUAACUACCUAUGUAUUUACUAUAUGUACCAUUAUUGCAUUACAUUCACUCUGUUUCUCCCUGUGUCCUUUCUCUGAGUGUCCCUGGUCCCAGAGCUGGAUGCUUCAGAUGUGUGGUUGUUCUCCCACCAACUGUAACCCUCUACCUCUAUCCCUCUACCUCCAUCCCUCCAUCUCUAUCCCUCUAUCUCUACCUCUCUACCUCUUCUGUCCCUCUCAACCCGCCCGGCCAGCAGGCAGAUGGGUCCCCCCACAUUAGAACCGGGUUCUGCUCGAGGUUUUUUUCCCUGUUAAAAGGGUGUUUUCCUUGCCACUGUCGCCUUUUGGCUUGCUGUGGGGGUCAGGCAUAUGGGUUCUGUAAAGCGUCUCGAGACAAUUUGACUGUAAUUGGCGCUAUAUAAAUAGAAUUGAAUUGAAAAAUUUACAGAUUAGUUGAUCCAUAUGUUGACAUUAGUUUGAGUACAGCCUGCUGGAAUAUUAUUGGACUAUCUCUCAAAACUCUGCUGCAGACUUUUAACCAGCAUGCAGUCCUCCCUUUUGAAACCUCAGUUACUACACCUGCCUUCAACACAGGAAAAACGUGUCAGUUGUGUCUGUAGAAGAUGAAGAGUUUGAGUUUGAUGUCAAACAUAUUGCACCAGAUCUGACAGCAUUUUUCACCUGAUUUGUCAAAAUUAGUUUUAGUUACUUUAGUUGUUCAGUCAGUUUGUUAAAAUGUGAGCCUCAUAUCUGAUGUCCACUGGGGGUCAUGCAGGUCAGGGCAGUGCUUAUCCUGAGCACCAGCAGCUAAGUGCUGAGCUAAUGAGAAAGAAACAAGCCAUAACACAACUGACAUUUUAACAACACUGCCAAAUCAGUACAAACUCAAAGAAUAUUUGUCAAGAACCUUAAGAACCAGGACCCUGUUUCACAAAACUGCUGCUUACAUGCAGAUUGUAGAUAGCACUAGCAUCAAGUCUCACAAAUACAGACAAAUUUGUGAGUUCUCCAGCCUUCUUCCAGGCUCAUGCAUUGCUUACAGGUUUUGUGCUUCUUUUGGUGAUUUGAAAGUGUUCACAUCAACAUGAGCAGACGUUUCAUGUUGUAACUUGCUCGUGUUAACAUGCUCUGUGUAUGGGCCAUAAACCACACAAAAAACUAUUUAAAAAAAUUUUGCUUUAAGUUUUUGGCGUUAAAGCAAAGUUCUGUUGUCAUCUCUCUGUCCAUUUGCCCCCCUUCCUCUUUUAGGCAAACAAAGGAUAAGGUCACCUUCCUUAAUUAGGAAAAGCUAAAUAGUUUUAGGGGUUUUAACUCUUUUGAGUGAAAUAAUGUAAUCCCCUUAAGCAGGAUUACCACACUGCUGUCAAUCUUUGUUUGCUGUUAAGUGGCUAUAGCACAAAAUUGUUAUUGUUUGGUCUUUGUUAACCUCCUUGACUCAACAGGUAUGGUUAAAAAGGAAAUUGAAUUAUGAAUUAUAGGAUUUAAUUUAUACUAAUGAGCCCGUUAAAGUAUUGACUUCCAUUUAACUCAUGUCAGGAGGUGCAUGAUCUUUCCUUUAGGUCAAUGCCACAAAAUAACCCUCCGACUAAAGGAAAUGUCUCUGCAUUUUGGCAACAAUAUCUUGACGCUUUGAUUAAAUAUUAAGCUGCCAUCUUGCAAUCCCUGUCCUGACCAGAAAUCUUGUAAUUAUGAUUUUGUUGUACCUUAAUCUGUGGGCCUAAUCUUCCUCUUUUUUUUUUUUUUUUUUUUGCACAGACAUGGACAUGACAUCUGGAGGAGUGGAAAGAUGGUUUUAAGAUUUAUGUAAGUAGGUUUAGAGUCUGCACUGACUGAUGCACUUGAGAUGGGGAGGAGUUUAGGGAGGGCGUGGAGGCUGCUGGCUGCAAGGGCGCACGAGUUACCCCUAAAUCCAGCAGGGGCCAAAUCCACCGGGACGUCCCCCUCUCUGACGUGCCGCGGGGGUGCCUCACGAGCAGGGUGGGGGGAGUUUUACGGCCAGGCACUACUUUAAAACCCGCCUCCGAAGAUGCUCCACAACCACUGAGCAAGAUACUGCUGUGCGUCCUGUGCGCAACUUUGGCACCAUCCCUGGACUCCAUUUGGCUUGGGCAAGAAAAAACACUGAAGAAACGCAGCAAUAAAUACAAGGAGAAGUGUGUUUGUGUCAUUUUUACUUUUCCCCCCCUGGACUUUACCAACAAAUGUGGCUUCUUGGAUCAACUUCCCAAGUGAUGAUGAUGGAUGAGCGCAUGUCUCCCUCCGCACGCUCCGUCCAGAGCCCCGGCAGCAACCCGUCCACAAUCCACAGCAUCGAGGCCAUUCUGGGAUUUAAGGAGGACACCAUCUUCCACAAGUCAGCCUCCUACAGCAUGGCAGAAAAAGUUCUGGUGAAAGAUGCUGAGCGCAACGGGAAUGUAAUAGUGAGCCAAAUCAAGAAGAGCCACUACACAGAAAGUUGUGACAGUGUGUGUUGCGGCAGCAGCACCGGGGAAGCCUCGGUGUGUCCGGACUCACCGGACAGAGACGGAAAACUGUCCGACGACGAGAGCCAGAAGAAGAAACACCGCCGGAACCGAACCACGUUCACAACCUUCCAGCUGCACGAACUGGAGAGAGCCUUCGAGAAGUCCCACUACCCGGACGUGUACAGCAGAGAGGAGCUGGCCCUGAAGGUCAACCUGCCGGAGGUCCGAGUACAGGUAUGGUUUCAGAACCGGCGGGCCAAGUGGCGUCGGCAGGAGAAGCUGGAGGUGAGCUCCAUCAAGCUCCAGGACACCUCCCCCUCCUCCCUGCUGUCGUUCAGCCGCUCCCCCGGCAGCUCCCUGGGCUCGGGGCUGCAGCUGGACCCCUGGCUCUCCAGGCCCAUCACCUCCUCAGCCUCCCUGCAGUCGCUCCCCGGCUUCAUCAGCAGCUCGCAGGGCCUCACGGGCACUUACACCCCUUCUCCGCCCCCUUCCAUGCCGUCCUCUUUGCCGGCCUCCUUCCUCAACUCCCAGGCCCUGGGACACGGCCCUCACCUGCCCCACAUCGCCUCCAUGUGCCCCCCACCUCCAGCAUACCAGUGCUCAGCUGAUCCCAGGAACUCCAGUAUUGCCUCACUGAGGAUGAAGGCCAAGGAACACAUUCAGUCUAUUGGUAAAACUUGGUGAUGCUCAGUGGAGGUUUAAAAUGGACUUCAAGGCCCAGAAUAAACGGUGCGGAAUCUUUAAAAAAAUUAAAAAACUGGCUUCAUCUUCAACCUGACUGGAUUGUAUUCUGUUGGAAGUUUUAAAGAGGGACAUCUCCAGCUGCUCUCCAGGAUUUGAGGUGUCUUCAUGAGUGUCUUUCUAAAGAUGUGUGACUCAAACUGUGAAUCUGCUGUAAAAUAUGAAACUACUGAAUCAUGA
Amphiprion ocellaris (clown anemonefish) is the source of this 4847-nucleotide messenger RNA. RefSeq names its product retinal homeobox gene 3 (gene rax). NCBI's taxonomy places the organism in Eukaryota, Metazoa, Chordata, Actinopteri, Pomacentridae. Gene Ontology annotation, biological process: positive regulation of transcription by RNA polymerase II. Bases 3663 to 4610 code for a protein of 315 amino acids. The record is from RefSeq and is a predicted model, not a curated record. Gene Ontology annotation, molecular function: RNA polymerase II cis-regulatory region sequence-specific DNA binding; DNA-binding transcription factor activity, RNA polymerase II-specific. The transcript is spliced from 3 exons.